GUGUGUGUGUGUGUGUGUGUGUGUGUGUGUGUGUGUGUGUGUGUGUGUAAGCUGUGGGUGCCCGGGUCGGAUUCGCGGAUGGGCUGAUAAUGAGCAGGGGCUACAGAGAGAUGCAAAGCCUCCACCACCCACUCCCCGCUCUGCGCGCUCCCAGCUCUGCGCUCUCCCCGCCCUGGCAACUAAACGCCUAGCACCAGCCGGGAGCUGCAGGAUGGAGGAGGAGCUGGCUUGGGAGACCCACGGCUUGCUUCCCCUGGAGAGACAGCUCCAUGAGGCCUCCCGCUGGAAUCAGGUGGAGAGGAUGAAGGAGCUGUUUGAGAAGAGAGUUAACAUCAGGGCUAGAAACCAUGUGGGCAGAGUGGCCCUACACUGGGCUGCAGGUGCUGGGCACGAGCAGGCUGUGCGGCUGCUCCUGGAGCGUGGGGCUGCUGUGGACGACGUGGACUCGUUUGGAAUGAACUCACUCCUCCUGUCUGCCUGGUUUGGCCACUUGCAGAUUGUGCAGAUCCUGGUCAAUGCUGGGGCCAAGGUCCACUGUGAAAGCAAGGAUGGCCUGACCUUACUACACUGUGCUGCUCAGAAAGGCCACGUGCCUGUGCUGGCCUUCGUCAUGGAAGACCUAGAGGAUGUGGCCUUGGACCAUGCAGACAAGCUGGGAAGAACAGCGUUUCACAGAGCGGCUGAGCACGGACAGCUGGAUGCUCUGGACUUCCUCGUGGGCUCUGGCUGUGACCACAGUGUCAAGGACAAGGGUGGGAACACGGCCCUGCACCUGGCUGCCAGCCAGGGCCAUGUGGAUGUGCUACAGAGACUUGUGGACAUUGGGCUCGAUCUGGAAGAACAGAACACGGAGGGCCUGACGGCUCUGCAUGCAGCCGCUGAAGGGAUCCAUGCUGACUGUGUGAUGCUUCUCCUCGGUGCUGGGAGCAACGUGAAUGCCCUCACCCAGAAAAGGCUGAGCUGCCUCCACUACGCAGCCCUCGGUGGCUCUGAGGACCUGUCCCGGGCACUCAUUAAGGCAGGAGGGUGCACAAAUGUGGCUGACAAGCAGGGCACCACUCCUAUGCACCUUGCUGUGAAGCACAACUUCCCUGGCCUUGUCCAGCUCCUCAUAGAUGGCCACAGUGAUCUGGACGCAGUGGACAUUAGGCGGCAGACUCCCCUCCACCUUGCCGCUGAGCACGCCUGGCAGGAUGUAGCCGAUAUGCUUCUCAUUGCUGGAGCUGACUUAAGCCUGAGAGAUAAGCAAGGAAAAACAGCCCUGGCAGUAGCUGCCCGUAGCAACCAUGUCAGCCUGGUGGACAUGAUCAUAAAAGCUGAUCGUUUCUACCGAUGGGAGAAGGACCACCUUUCAUGCAGGGAUGGCAGCGACGUCUCUAGGAAGAACUUAACCUUUAAGCAAGACCAUCGUCAGGAAACGCAGCAGCUCCGCUCCGUGCUUUGGCGACUGGCCUCCCGGUAUCUAAGGCCCAAUGAGUGGAAGAAACUGGCCUAUUCCUGGCAGUUCACGGAGGCUCAUGUCUGUGCCAUUGAGCAACAGUGGACAGGAACUAGGAGCUACCAGGAGCAUGGUCACCGGAUGCUGCUCAUCUGGCUGCAUGGUGUGGCCGCAGCUGGGGAGAACCCCAGCAAAGCACUGUUCGAGGGCCUCGUGGCCAUUGGCAGGAGAGACUUGGCUGAAAGCACCAGGAAUAUGGCUAACGGUGAGCCCACGGCCCCCAGGAGGUGCACAGCCAUGUGAGCUUCGGGAACACCUGGAGAUCACCUGCACAGACUAGGAUGCCUCUGAGGGCUUCCAGAGCAGUCCCUGCACACAGACUUCCAGCUGCCACCACUGAACCAUAGAGUCCAGCAGAAAACACUAGUACUUUCUGAAGGAUGGGCUGUGGUUCUAUUCUAGGUUUUCUGGGUCAUCCUGUCCCAGGAGUGUGGCCCUUUCUAGCUCUCAGCUUAUUUUGUUGUGUUCGUGAGGGUGCAUGGGUGUGUGGAGGCCAGAGGACACUUGGUGGGUAUUCCUCCCCAGGCUUUGUCCAUCUUGGGGUUUGUUUGUUUUGAGACAGUCUCUCUAUAUGUUUCCAGCAGUCCUGGAAUACUUAUGGUUUUGAGGCAAGGCCUCUCAUUGGCCUAACUAGACUGACUGGUCAGUGAGCCCAUUGAUCCUCCUGCUUUGCCUCUCUAGUCCUGGGCUUACAAGUGUGUGCCACUGUGCCCUGGUUUUUAUGUGGGUUUUGAAGGUCAAACUCAGUUCCUCAGGUUGCAUGGCAAGCACUGUACCAACUGAGCUGUCUCCCCAAGCCUCUUGGUUUAUUUUUCACUUCCAUGGUCUUAGAACACCAUGAAGCACCCCUGAGAUGCAAGGGGUGUCUUUACAGCCUAGGGCACUGAGGUCCAGGGAGGAAAAACAGCUUGCUCAGCCAUUCCACAAAUCAAGUGAUGUCAAACCAGCAGCCCUCCAACCCCAGCCUGCAGGAAGGGCCUCAUUCAUUGGAACUGGACUGUCCUCAACUCAUCAAGCACAGCUUAGGGUUCUCUAGCGCUAAGCAGACGGGAGCUGUGGUGCUGAUUCCACAGCGGUUUGCAUUUGUCUACACGGAGAGCCCAGGAGGCACACACUCCCCUGUUCUUCCCUCUAAUCAGGUAACUGGUUAUAUAAUGGGAUCUAUAACUUUUUUAAGGUUUUGAUCUUUUUUUUUUUUGUCUUGAAGUCACUUCAGACUUCCAAAAAUCACAAAAUAGCACUGAGAAUGUUUAAGUGUUCUGCACACAGCAUCUCUAAACAUUAACUCUUGCUUAACUACAGUGUGGAUUUGUAACACCAGGAAGUUAGAGGUAGGAGAGGAGGCUCAGUGGUGGAGAGCACUUGUUCUUGCACAGGACCCUGAGUUUAGUUCCCUGCACCUAUGAGACAGCUUAGAGUCAUCUGUGACCCCAAGUGAUCUGACACUCUCUUCUGGCCUCCAAUGUCACUGCCUAUAUGCGUGUGUGCAUGUGCAUGUGUGUGUGGGUGUGCAGGCAAACAUAUAUAUAAAAUCUUUUCUAAAAUUUAGGAAAUUAACAGUUUACAAACUACUCAUUAAUCAGAUUUUGUCAAUGUUAUGUCACCUCCUGGGUUAAAAUCUGGCCUCGGAUCACAGAUUACAUUUAGACAUUUUAGUUGCUAUUGUAUUUCUUUGGUGCUGGGGACUGAACCCAGGGUCUCACAUAUGCUAAAUACCUGUUACACCUCUGAGCUUACAACUUUGGUCUUUGCUUUUUUUUUUUUUUUUUUUUUUUUUUUUUAGAUAGGGUCUCACCAGGUAGCCCAAGCAGGCCUCCAACUUGUGACUUUCCCACUCCAGCCUCCCAAAUAUGGGGAUUACAAGGCAUACACCACCAAACUCCCCUGCCAUAGCAGUUACCCAUUUAUUGUGUGUGUCACUCCUACAGAGGUCAGAGGAUAAGCUGGCAGAGUUAAUUCUCUCCCUUGAGCUUAUGGGUCCUGGGGUUGGAGGAGGCAGGUCAUCAGACUUGAUGGCAAACACUUUCGCCCACUGAGUCAUCUCCUGGGUCCCUCUUUCCUCUCUUAAAAGAUCUUAGAUUGAAAAUUUUUAUUUUAUGUCUAUGUUUUGCAUGCUUGUAUGUAUGCACACAUACGUGGUUGGUACCCUAAGGGGUCAGAACUGGAGUUCCAGAGCUCAUGAGCCACAACGUGUGGGUUUUGGGAACUGAACCCAGGUCCUCUGCAAAAGCAACAAAGUAUCCUUAACUGCAGCACCAUCUCUCAGCCCCUCAGCCCCUCUUAAAUAGUCCGUGAGAAGGCUCUGGGGCAGCAUGCCCAGUUAAACAUGCUGAAUGGACAGGGAUAUUUCAUAGCCACACAGCCAAGAUGGACCCACUGUGGCUACUGAGCAUACAUAGCAGGUAUGGCCGAGGAACUGAAUUUUCAGUUUUAUCUCGUUUUUUGUCCCCUGCCCCCCUCCUCCUCUGAGACAGAGUCUCUCUGUCUUAGAACUUUCUCUGUAGUCCAGGCUGGCCUCCAAAUCACAGAGCCUGCCUCUGCCUCUUGAGCUGGGAUUAAAGGUGUAUGCCACCACUGCCCAGUCAGUUUUAUUUAGUUUUAAUUAUUGAAAAAAAAUAGUGGUGGUUUUGUUUUUCCUUUUUAAAAGUACUGGGGUUCAUGGUAGGCAAGCACACUACCACUGAAUUGUAUUUAUACCCAACUUAUCUGAAUUGUAGGCAAGCAAGUGGCAUGCUUCCUGGACAGCAGAGCUAGAAGGGUCUUCCUGCUACUUCCCUCCGAAGGGUCAGGCAAGGACAGCUUGUGAGUGUGAGUGUGUGUGUGUGUGUGUGCUUGUGUGUGCGCACCAGUAGGAAAAUGUGGCUCUAGGGGCUGUUACUCUGGAAGCUUGGUUGUCUACUGUAAUUCAGACAUUGUGGGACAGCCCAGUGGUCACCAUAGUGACUGCUGUCUCAGGAGGACACAUCUCAGAAAAGCACCACAGUCCUCCACGGGCUGGAGACAGAAUGGAAACAGAUGAAACUGGAAGAGGCUUUGGCCAUCACGGGUGGCUGGGUUCACAGUGGUCCCUUCCUUCCGCGAUGGUCUAGCCGUCACUUUCUUUCCUGUCCUUCCCACCCUCCUCCCUUUCUUCUUCUUUUAAUCUAAUAGCCCCUCUUUCCUUUCAUCCCUCCCUCCUCCCCUCCAUUUCUCAUAUAGUUAUUUCCAUACAGUGUUAUAUAUAGGAGUAUGCAUAUAUAUACUUUUUUUUUUGAGACAAGGUCUCAUUACAUAGCUUCUGCUAGCCUUGAACUUGCUGUAUAAACCAGGCUGGCUUCAAACUUGGGAUGAACCCUUGUGCCUCUGCUCCUCAAGUGCCGGGAUCACAGCUCUGUCCGCACCAUUGCACCUGGCUGACACAUACAUACAACCUAGACUGUUAAAAUACAAUCUAGAUUCCUGUCCCACUAAACUCACAGAAGACCUGUUAGCCUUUCCAGGUUUGAGACUAGGUUUCCCCAGAUAGUCAGUGCCAAAAAAGAACCAUCCCUUCACGGUUUAAGAAACAGCUGAGCCAGAGGCAUUCCCAGGCCCCGAGCAAGAGGAGGAGAGAAGAAAGAAGUAACUGGAGGGUGCUGGGAUUCUAGUCCAACUUCCAGAAGGACUGACUGGCUCGAGACCUCUUGGGAUAGUAAAGUCCGGACCCAUAGUUGGAGGUAGGUCAAAUAUCAGUGUUCCCUUAGAACCCAUGGAUCUUGGAUGCUUUCUUGCUGAGUGGGUAUCAGAAGCCGGCACUGUCCAUAGAGUGAGGAGUUGCUCAGGGUCCUGCGAAACAGUUGCAGCUGCUAUUGAAACUCUAACUUCUUUUUUAAAAAAAAGAUGUAUUUAUUUUAUGUAUGUGAGUACACUGUAGCUGUAUAGAUGGUUGUGAGCCUUCAUGUGGUUUUUGGGAAUUGAAUUUUAGGACCUCUGCUCACUCUGGUCAACCCUGCUCAUUCCAGUUGGCCCUGCUUGCUCCAAUCAACUCCACUGGCUCAGUCCCUGCUUGUUCUGGCCCAAAGAUUUAUUUAUUAUUGUACACACUAUAGCUAGAAGAGGACAUAAGAUCUCAUUAUGGGUGGUUGUGAGCCACCAUGUGGUUGCUGGGAUUUGAACUCAGGACCUUUGGGAGAGCAGUCAGUGCUCUUACCCACUGAGCCAUUUCGCCAGCCCUUAACUUUUUUUUUUUUUUAAAGUAGGCAACCUCACAGUCUCUGCUUUAGACCCAGCUGUUGCCCCGUGUGCUGACUGGGCCACCUCACUUGCUCCUCAUUGCCUAACAGUGCAGCCUCACAGGGCACAGUAAUCAGGCGCAGGUGUGCAGCCCAGUGUGAUAGUCAACCUGCAGCAGAAGACACCAAAUGCAAAGAGUCUAUCCUGUGUGCACAGACACACAGCUUCUAUCGAGAGGUCUUCCUGUUGUUUCCCUAUGUAGCCCAGGUUGGCCUCAAGCUCUCUUUUGUCCUGCAGCAGUUUCUAAGUGCUGUGAUCACAGGGGCACCCACACACCUGGGCUGAAGGUCUUCAUCACCACGAUGCUUCCGAUCUUUCGUACUUUUUUCCAAAUAAGCCAACUGAUCGUCUUAUGGAGGUUGUUAAAAUCUGCCUUGUCUGUACAAUGAAAUAGUGCAUGCUGGUGAAAAAGAGAUAAGUAUUGUUAUGGAAGGAGCUUCAAGACCAAUUAAGUGAAAAAAAAUCAAAAUAUGGAUCAAUGUGUAACUAUUCUUACUGCUUGAGAGAAGAAAGUGUCUUCUUCUUUGUAUAUAUUUUCAUAAAUAAAAGCUACAUGGAGGCUCA
This is a messenger RNA of Mus musculus (house mouse), 6313 nucleotides long. RefSeq names its product ankyrin repeat and death domain containing 1A (gene Ankdd1a). Bases 212 to 1741 code for a protein of 509 amino acids. The record is from RefSeq and is a predicted model, not a curated record. Lineage: Eukaryota; Metazoa; Chordata; Mammalia; Rodentia; Muridae. The transcript has 15 exons. Gene Ontology annotation, biological process: signal transduction.